UUAUUGUAAAUUUGCCACAAAGUUAAUUCGUCACGUUUUUAAAACUCCAUACAUUGAAAGUAAAUUCGUCACAUGCCUUAAAAAGUAUGUGUAAGUUCGUCACAGGUAUAUUCGGGUUAUUGUAAAUUUGCCACAAGUAGUAAAGUACCGCCAGCAAGCAAGGCAAGUGAAUUAUACCUUUCAGCCUGCGAUGAAACCAGCAAUAUAAUGAUUUACAUUUUAAUAUUACAGUCAUCAUUCACAUAAGGUAAAUUCAUCAAUAACAUAAGGUAAAUUCAUUAUUGAGUCAAAUUGAUUUGCGCUUUUUAAAAGUUUGAAAUGAUUUUUUAUGUAGAGUGCACAGUUGAUUCUUAUGAGUUGACAAACCCAAGUUUUUUUACAUAGGUAAGGGACCUAGAUAGACAGCAGCGCUCCUGCACAUGCGCUCGCUCGCUCGCUCGCUGCACCUAUCUCUUUCUAGGCGCAAGAACCAACCCUUUAUGCAAACUUGUUAUCAGUUUAGUGACUCACAGUUUACACGACCUUGCCGGUGAGUUGGUGACGUGAUCUGCAUUUUGUUGUAUUUUAAAUUGGUGCAUCUUCAAAAAAAUGGAUCAUAAUCAGCCGAGUACAAGUUCGGGAUGCCAUGGGAUCACAUUUACGAAAACUGAAAAGGGGAGGCGAAUGCUUUUGAGAGGUGGUUAUAUGUACACUUUUCAUCGGGAAACUAAGAUUGGAACUGUAUGGAGGUGUACAGAUCGUUCAUGCAGUGCAAUUAUAAAAAUUUCGGAGAAUGAUACGAGUAGCAUUAGAAUUUUGCAUGAAGCGGCUCAUAAGUGCCAACCAAAUUUUGUGAAAACAGAAAUUAUCAAGACAAAAAAUCUUUGUAAAAAAGCAGCAGUGAGCUCCAGCACACCUAUGCCUCAAUUAUUUGAAGAAGUUUUCAAACCGGAAAAGGACGCAGGCUAUGAUUUAUUAAAUGCCUUACCGAAAUUCUCAAACUUUUCAAGAUCACUUUACAACGUAAGGAAUCAUGCAUUAAACGUACCAAAAACACAUUUUACAAAAUGCGAAGAUGUUAUAAUUCCGACAAAAUAUAUAGAUGGGUUUUUGUUAUUCGAUGAUGACAGUGACCCCAAGAACAGAAUAAUAGCAUUCUGUACCGAGGCAGCUCGUGAAGUUAUACCAAAUGUUCAUACAUAUUUUUUGGAUGGAACUUUUUCAAGCUGCUGUACACCAUUUUAUCAGCUAUACUGCAUACAUGGUGACGUGAACAGUGACGAAAACUUUACAAACAUAGUCCCUCUCAUCUACGUUCUAAUGCCUAAUAAACAAGAACGGUCUUAUGAACGUCUUUUUAUUUCACUUAAGGAACAUUUACCGAAUUGGGCACCGCUAACAAUGAUUGUCGACUUCGAAGUUGCAGUGAUAAACGUCAUAAAAAAUGUUUUUCCGGGUGUUAAACUACAAGGAUGCAACUUCCAUUUUAAACAAGCAUUGGCAAAAAAAGCUCACGCUUUAAACAUGAACAGCAUCGAUGAAAAGAGACACUUAGCCUUGUGUGCUGCUUUGGCUCACGUAAAGAAAGAGGAUAUUGAAGACGCUUGGUUGUGCAUAAUGGAAGAUGCUCCACAGAACGAAGCAGUUACAAAAUUUAAUGAUUAUUUUGUAACCCAGUGGUUAGAAAAUAAAAGUAUAGAGUUUAUUUGGAAUGUACAUGGUUAUCGUCACAGGACGAUUAAUCUAGCGGAAGCGUGGCAUAAACGUUUAAACAAUAUGAUGCAUACAAAAAAACCUAGAAUGCUUCAGUUUCUUGAAACACUUAAAAAGGAGGCUGACUAUGUAGAUGUUAAAAUAAAAAAAAUGAAACUGGCCAUACCAUUAAAUUUGAGAACACGUAGAUCUAUUGCAUAUGACAAAGAAUUAAGAACUAUUUUGGACAAUUAUAACAAUAUGUCCCUGGCUGAAAUUCUUAAAAAACUAUCUUAUUUGCAGCAUUUUAAAGACAUGUAACAUAAAAAUAUUAUAAGUUUUUAUAUAACGUUAAUUGUAAUUUAUGAUUUUUAUGGAAAACGAAAGUUGACUUAUAAAAAUAAUUAAUGUGAUUUUAACUGUGAUUUAUUAAGUGUCAUGAUCAUGAAACGCGCUAGUCUGUUUGAGUUUUGAUUUUUAUUUGCUUUGUGUUUUUCUAAUAUUAUAGGAUAUGAUUUAAGUAAAGUAAGAGCAAUAUCUUUACUUGUUAAAAUAAAAGAAUAAUAUUUUAUCCUUAUUUUUAUAGGAUUGUUAUAAAUAUUGUAGAGCCGCUUUUAGUUCAUUGCAUUUUAAAAAUAUUUAUAGAGAGGACUGUGAUUUUUACGAUUACCUAUGUAGAAUAAUAUAGAUGUUAAGUAAUAUUUUUUAUAACUGUUGUAUAUUUUUAGAACAUUCAGGGUGUAAGUGACAGUCUUUCGAAAACUUUGACCAUGGACUCAGGUCAUCUUUCUGAGCAACUUUCCCAAAGAAACCAUAUUGCGGAAAUGAAAAAAAAAAUUCGGCUUCCCAUACAAAAUUUUCGAGUGAGAUACUAAUUUUGUAUAGAAGGUCGAUUUUUUUUCAUCUCCGCAAUAUGAUUUCUUUGAGAAUGAUGAUCUGAGUCCAUGGUUAAAGUUUUCGGGUGGCUGUCCCUUACACCCUGUAUAUACAAAAUAGAUGAAAAAUAUUUUAUCCUUGUUUAAAAUAUUAAAAUAUUUUAUAUAACGUUAAUUGUAAUUUUUGAAGUGUAUGGAAAACAAAAGUUGACUUAUAAAAACAAUUAAUGUGAUUUUAACUGUGAUUUUUAAAGUGUCAUGAAACGCGCUUGUCUGUUUGAGUUUUGAUUAUUUGCUUUGUGUUUUUCUAAUAUUAUAGGAUAUGACUUAAACUAAAGAGCAAUGUCUUUACUUGUUAAAAUAAAAGAAAAAUAUUUCAUCCUUAUUUUUAUACGAUUGUGAUAAAUAUUAUAGAGCCGCUCUCAUUUCAUUACAUUUUAAAAAUAUUUAUAGAGAGAACUGUGAUUUUUACCAUUACCUAUGUAGAAUAAUGUAGAUGUUAAGUAAUACUCUUUAUAACUGCUGUGAAUUUUUAGAACAUAUACAAAAUAGAUGUUCCUUGGUUUUUAGCAAAAUUAUUUAUCUUUGUUAUGCUUUUCCUUAUGUUUUUACAAAGUCCAUCGCCAUCCAAUUUGACUGUGAUUUUUUUACAUGUAAGGUUGAAAAUCUAAAACUGAUUAAGAAAUAAACAUUUUAAAUUAA
Colias croceus (clouded yellow) is the source of this 3248-nucleotide messenger RNA. RefSeq lists its product as uncharacterized. The record is from RefSeq and is a predicted model, not a curated record. NCBI's taxonomy places the organism in Eukaryota, Metazoa, Arthropoda, Insecta, Lepidoptera, Pieridae. The coding region runs from base 589 to 1992 and encodes 467 amino acids. The transcript has 2 exons.